AUGGGUCGUGGGAAGAUUGAGAUCAAGCUGAUCGAGAAUCAGACGAACAGGCAGGUGACUUAUUCCAAGCGACGGAAUGGGAUCUUCAAGAAGGCUCAGGAGCUCACGGUUCUCUGUGACGCUCAGGUCUCCCUCAUCAUGCAGUCCUCCACUGAUAAAAUCCACGAGUAUAUUAGCCCUACCACUACGACCAAGAAGAUGUUAGAUCAAUACCAGAAGAAUUUACAGAUUGAUCUAUGGAGCUCCCACUACGAGGCAAUGAAAGAAAACUUGUGGAAACUGAAGGAGGUUAACAAUAAAUUAAGGAGGGACAUCAGGCAGAGGCUGGGGCAUGAUCUAGAUGGUCUGAGCUAUGCUGAGCUGCAAGAUCUGGAGGAAAAGAUGUCCCAAUCAGUGCAAAUCAUACGUGAGAGAAAGUACCACGUGCUGAAGACUCAAGCAGAGACUACCAGGAAAAAGAAUAAGAGCUUGGAGGAGAGACACAGUCAUAUGCUGCAUGGCUAUGGAGGUCCCGUUAAUGAGGAUCCGCAGUACGGGUAUGUCGAAAAUGAAGGAGACUAUGAAUCUGCAGUUGCAUUGGCAAAUGGAGCAUCCAACUUGUAUUUUUUCAAUCGCCUGCACAACAACCACAACCUUGACCAAGGACAUGGUGGAGGUUCACUCAUGUCCUCCAUUACUCAUCUCCAUAUAUGA
Messenger RNA from Argentina anserina (silverweed cinquefoil), 693 nucleotides. RefSeq names its product agamous-like MADS-box protein TM6. Gene Ontology annotation, biological process: positive regulation of transcription by RNA polymerase II. The transcript is spliced from 8 exons. The record is from RefSeq and is a predicted model, not a curated record. Gene Ontology annotation, molecular function: protein dimerization activity; DNA-binding transcription factor activity, RNA polymerase II-specific; RNA polymerase II cis-regulatory region sequence-specific DNA binding. Gene Ontology annotation, cellular component: nucleus. The coding region runs from base 1 to 693 and encodes 230 amino acids. Lineage: Eukaryota; Viridiplantae; Streptophyta; Magnoliopsida; Rosales; Rosaceae.